AUGGCGGAUACCAAAGACACUGCUGAAAAUGCUGCUAAAAAAGCAUCAUUCUUUCAUGAUGAAGAUGAAGCUGAUGUUAACCCCAACUCCGCCGUUGAGGAUAUAACCUAUGAAAGUAAUGGCCUCAAGGGAAUUGUCAACUCGCCGUAUGUCUGCGGUGCAGCUCUUCUAGCAUCAUUCGGAGGGCUAUCCUUUGGCUAUGAUCAAGGAGUAAUAUCGUUGAUUCUAGUGAUGCCUCAAUUCAUCGAUCAAUUUCCUGAGGUCGACCCUGCUGCUCCAAAAUACGGUUUUCACACUGGGUUCCUCACGGGAAUGCUCGAACUCGGUGCUUUCGUGGGGUGUCUCUUUUUUCCAUACAUCGCGGAUCGCAUCUCGCGCAAAUGGGGUAUCAGCGUUGCAACUGUAUUCUUCUGCGUCGGUGCCAUUAUACAAACAGCGGCCAAUGAGUACGAUACACUCGUGGCUGGAAGAUUUAUUGGUGGAAUCGGUGUCGGCACUUUGGCAAUGGGUGCACCAUUAUACAUCUCGGAGAUCGCACCUCCAAAUCUGCGAGGCUCCUUGAUGGUGCUCGAGGCCAUAAGCAUCGUGGUGGGAGCUGUUGUUGCAUACUGGAUUACAUAUGGCACAAGAGCGGUUAGCGGGGACUGGGCUUUCCGUUUACCCUUUCUUCUUCAAAUGAUUCCGGCCCUGGUCGUCGGCUUUGGGAUUCAUUUGUUUCCAUUUUCUCCUCGAUGGCUUGCUCUUCGUGACCGAAAAGAAGACAGUUUGGCAUCAUUGGCUAAAUUACGACGACUUCCGCCUUCAGAUGAGACUGUUCUGUUAGAAUGGAGGGGAAUUCUUACUGAAGUUCGAUUUCAGAAAGAGAUCAUGCACAACCAAUACCCCAAUACCGGGCCCGCUAUGCUGGAAAUCAAGGGAUGGAUCGAUCUUUUCCGUCCUCGGUAUCUCCGCAGAACAGCCGUUGCUAUUGCUAUUCCCUUUUUCCAACAGUUUUCGGGGAUCAACGCCUUCGUAUACUACGCACCGACGUUUUUGUCAAGACUUGGUCAGAGUUACGAUACAGCCUUAAUCCUUUCCGGCUUAGUGAACGUUGUUCAACUUGUGGCUAGCAUUCCUACGCUUAUUUUUCUGGACAAGAUUGGCAGGCGGAAGCUUGCUAUCUUUGGUGGAGUUGCAAUGGCUAUUCCGCAUCUCAUAAUGGCAGGCAUAUAUGAAAGAUUCAGCGAUAGCUGGACUUCUCAUAAAGGUGUCGGUUGGUUUGGUGUGGCCCUCAUCUAUAUCUAUGUCGCAUGCUACGCUGCUUCAUACGGCCCCCUUGCAUGGGUACUUCCCGCUGAAGUAUUUCCCAGCUCCAGGCGAGCAAAGGGCGUGGGUCUUGCAACUGCCACCAUUUGGUUGGCUAACUUUAUCAUAGGUGUUGUGGUUCCCCAGAUGCUCGUCUCGCUGGGAUGGGGGACCUUCUUAUUUUUCGGACUGUUUUGUGUUGCUGCUGCGAUUUUUGCCUUCUUGUUCGUCCCGGAAACCGCAAACAAGUCGCUUGAACAAGUUGCUGGUGUGUUUGGAGAUGUUCUCAAUGAUAGCGAAGAUGAGAUUCAGGCACGAAUUGAGCGCGAGGUAUGGGCUGAAACCCAUCCACAGGUUUGA
Messenger RNA from Penicillium brevicompactum, 1644 nucleotides. Its product is annotated as sugar porter family MFS transporter. NCBI's taxonomy places the organism in Eukaryota, Fungi, Ascomycota, Eurotiomycetes, Eurotiales, Aspergillaceae. Gene Ontology annotation, biological process: transmembrane transport; carbohydrate transport. The transcript is spliced from 5 exons. Gene Ontology annotation, cellular component: membrane. The coding region runs from base 1 to 1644 and encodes 547 amino acids. Gene Ontology annotation, molecular function: carbohydrate:proton symporter activity. The record is from RefSeq and is a predicted model, not a curated record.